Messenger RNA from Fundulus heteroclitus (mummichog), 9697 nucleotides. Its product is annotated as inositol 1,4,5-trisphosphate receptor type 1. The record is from RefSeq and is a predicted model, not a curated record. The coding region runs from base 258 to 8528 and encodes 2756 amino acids. Gene Ontology annotation, biological process: calcium ion transmembrane transport. The transcript is spliced from 61 exons. NCBI's taxonomy places the organism in Eukaryota, Metazoa, Chordata, Actinopteri, Cyprinodontiformes, Fundulidae. Gene Ontology annotation, molecular function: inositol 1,4,5-trisphosphate-gated calcium channel activity; inositol 1,4,5 trisphosphate binding. Gene Ontology annotation, cellular component: endoplasmic reticulum; membrane.
CGGGCGCCCAAAAAGAAGAAGAGGAAGAAGUCGGCAGUGAGCCAGGCAGCUCAGCGCAGCAGCAGUGCCUGCCUCAGUGAACGCAGCCGCGGAAGGCUGUCACAAACGGGCUUAUCGGAGCCGCCGCACGGCUGGAUCUCACCCUCGGUUCGGCGGAGAGGACGGCCACAGCCAUGCUGGUUCUCCCAGGUCGGAGAAAGCUGAUCGCCUGAGCCGAGUGGAGCACUAAGCGAGGUGCUCUCUAAUUGGCGUCAAAGAUGUCGGAUAAGAUGUCCAGCUUCUUGCACAUCGGGGACAUCUGCUCCCUGUAUGCAGAGGGAUCCACCAAUGGUUUCAUCAGUACUCUGGGUUUGGUGGAUGAUCGAUGCGUUGUCCAGCCUGAUGCCGGAGACCUCAACAACCCCCCGAAGAAGUUCAGAGACUGCCUGUUUAAACUUUGCCCCAUGAACCGCUACUCAGCCCAGAAGCAGUUCUGGAAAGCAGCAAAGCCCGGAGGGAACACCGACACGGUGCUGCUCAACAAGCUCCACCACGCAGCCGACCUGGAGAAGAAACAAAAUGACUCUGAAAACAAAAAGCUCCUGGGAACAGUGAUACAGUACGGGAAUGUCAUUCAGCUGCUUCACCUGAAGAGCAACAAAUACCUGACGGUGAACAAACGGCUGCCGGCGCUGUUGGAGAAGAACGCCAUGAGGGUGAUGUUGGACACGGCAGGAAAUGAAGGCUCCUGGUUCUACAUUCAGCCCUUCUACAAGCUCCGCUCCAUCGGGGACAGUGUGGUGAUUGGGGACAAAGUGGUCCUGAACCCGGUGAACGCUGGUCAGCCGCUACAUGCCAGCACACAUCAGCUUGUGGAUAACCCAGGAUGCAAUGAGGUGAACUCUGUAAACUGUAACACCAGCUGGAAGAUUGUCCUGUUUAUGAAAUGGAGCGACAACCGGGAGUGCGUCCUGAAAGGAGGUGAUGUUGUUCGGCUGUUCCAUGCAGAGCAGGAGAAGUUCCUCACGUGCGACGACCACAGAAAGAAGCAAUACGUCUUCCUUCGCACUACUGGACGGCAGUCGGCUACCUCGGCGACCAGCAGCAAAGCCCUCUGGGAGAUCGAGGUUGUGCAGCAUGAUCCAUGUCGGGGCGGGGCGGGCUAUUGGAACAGCCUGUUCCGCUUCAAACACCUGGCCACAGGACACUACCUGGCUGCAGAGGUAACCUCGGAGUAUGAAGAGGAGUGCCCCGAUUUCUGCUCUCCGCUUGACUCAGAGCCAAACACCCUGAGACCCCGCUUGAAAAAUGUCCAAGAUAAGGUUUUCUACACUCUCAUAUCGGUUCCUGACGGAAACGACAUCUCCUCCAUAUUCGAGCUGGACCCGACCACCUUAAGAGGGGGGGACUCGCUUGUGCCCAGGAACUCUUAUGUGCGACUCCGACACCUCUGCACCAACACGUGGGUUCACAGCACUAACCAGCCGAUAGACAAGGAAGAAGAAAAGCCCGUCAUGCUGCGUAUUGGCACAUCCGGACAUAAAGAGGACAAAGAGGCUUUUGCCAUUGUGCCCGUCUCCCCGGCUGAAGUGAGGGACCUUGAUUUCGCAAACGAUGCCAGCAAAGUGCUGGCCUCUAUAGCUGGAAAGCUGGAAAAGGGCACCAUCACGCAGAACGAGAGGAGAGCGGUUACGAAGCUCCUGGAGGAUUUGGUGUUCUUUGUGGUGGACAUUCCCAACAACGGACAGGAUGUUCUGGAAAUUAUGGUGAACAAACCCAACAGGGAGCGACAGAAACUCAUGAGAGAACAGAAUAUUCUCAAGCAGAUCUUCAAGCUGCUGCAGGCGCCCUUCACAGACAGCGGGGAUGGGCCCAUGCUGCGACUCGAGGAGCUGGCCGACCAGCGCCAUGCCCCCUUCAGACACAUCUGCCGCCUGUGUUACAGGGUCCUGCGUCACUCUCAGCAGGAUUAUCGCAAGAAUCAGGAGUACAUCGCCAAACAGUUUCGCUUCAUGCAGAAGCAGAUCGGCUACGACGUCCUGGCCGAGGACACCAUCACAGCUCUGCUCCAUAACAACCGCAAGCUGCUGGAGAAGCACAUCACUGCUGCAGAGAUCGACACGUUUGUGAGCCUGGUCCGCAAGAACCGGGAGCCCAGGUUCUUGGACUACCUGUCGGACCUGUGUGUGUCGAUGAACAAGUCCAUCCCUGUGACACAGGAGCUCAUCUGUACUGCAGUGUUGGAUCCAGCGAAUGCUGACAUCCUCAUAGAAACAAAACUGGUGCUUUCGAGGUUUGAGAUCGAGGGAGCACAGCUCGGGGAGAACUCUGUGGAAGCAGAGGAGGAUGAGGAGGAGGUGUGGUUGUUCUGGAAGAACAGCGACAAGGAGAUCCGCAGUAAAAGCAUCCGGGAGCUGGCCCAGGAUGCCAAAGAGGGCCAGAAGGAGGACAAGGAAGUGAUCAAUUACUACAGGUAUCAGCUGAACCUGUUCGCCAGGAUGUGCUUGGACCGCCAGUAUCUGGCAAUCAACAAGAUCUCCAUCCAGCUCGACGUCGACCUGAUCUUACGAUGCAUGUCGGACGAAGACCUGCCCUAUGACCUGCGAGCCUCCUUCUGCCGGCUGAUGCUGCACAUGCACGUGGACCGCGACCCACAGGAGCAAGUCACGCCGGUCAAAUACGCACGGCUUUGGUCCGAGAUCCCGUCGGAAAUCUGCAUUAACGACUACGACAAUGAUGGGACGACAAAAGAUAAAAUUAAGGAGCGAUUCUCGCAGACUAUGGAGUUUGUUGAAAACUACCUCAGGGACGUGGUGUGUCAGCACUUUCCAUUCGCAGACAAGGAAAAGAACAAGCUCACGUCCGAGGUGGUGAACCUGGCCAGGAAUCUGAUUUAUUUCGGCUUCUACAACUUCAGUGACCUCCUCAGACUAACCAAGAUCCUGCUGGCUAUUCUGGAUUGUGUCCACGUGAACACCAUUUUCCCAUUCACCAAGCUGGACAAAGCCGACGUAAGCAGAGGGAGUAAUGUGAUGAGGUCCAUUCACGGCGUAGGAGAACUGAUGUCCCAAGUAGUCCUGAGAGGAGGCGGGUUCCUCCCCAUAGAUCCAAACACCGGCUCGGACGGAGACACGGUGAAGACCCAGAUUGAACCAGAGAAACAGGACAUUCUGGUCAUGGACACUAAACUCAAGAUCAUAGAGAUCCUGCAGUUUAUCCUGAAUGUCCGCCUGGACUACAGGAUCUCCUGUCUUCUGUCGAUCUUUAAGCGGGAGUUUGAUGAGAGUAACUCCCAGAGCGAGUUAUCCAUAAGCGGAGCAGUAGAAGGGCCAAACAACAUGCCAGGUGCUUUGGAUUUUGAGCACAUAGAAGAGCAAGCGGAGGCGAUCUUUGGUGGAAGUGAGGAAAACACGCCUCUGGACUUGGACGAUCACGGCGGUCGAACCUUCUUAAGGGUCUUGCUGCACCUAACCAUGCACGAGUAUCCUCCGCUGGUGUCAAGGGCCCUGCACCUGCUCUUCAGGCAUUUCAGCCAGAGGCAGGAGGUCCUGCAGGCGUUCAAACAGGUGCAGUUGCUGGUCACGAGCCAGGAUGUGGACAACUAUAAGCAGAUAAAGGAAGACCUGGACAAGCUGCGCUCCAUAGUUGAGAAAUCGGAGCUGUGGGUGUACAAGAGGCAGGGACCCGAUGAAGGCUUGGAUGGAGGAGACGGGCUGCCAGCGGAGCGGGAUCUUCAAAAGGAGGACUCAGCAGCCACGGACAAACCCAGGAAGCCAGAAAGCUCUAGCAGCAAAAACUACCGGGUGAUAAAGGAGGUCUUGUUGCGUCUCAGCAGGUUGUGUAUCCAAGAAGGCGUGUCGGGUAGAAAGAGCCGAAAACAACAGCAGAGGCUGCUGAGAAACAUGGGGGCUCAUUCUGUGGUUCUUGAGCUGCUGCAGAUACCGUAUGAAAAGGGGGAAGAUGUACGCAUGCAGGACAACAUGAAACUAGCCCACCAGUUUCUGCAGAACUUCUGUGCAGGAAACCAGCAGAACCAGGCCCUGCUCCAUAAACACAUCAAUCUUUUCCUCACUCCAGGGAUCCUGGAGGCUGUCACCAUGCAGCACAUUUUCAGGAACAACUUCCAGCUCUGCAGCGAGAUCAACGAGCGCGUGGUCCAGCACUUCGUCCACUGCAUCGAAACGCACGGCCGCAACGUGCAGUACCUCAAGUUCCUGCAGACGAUCGUCAAGGCGGAGAGCAAGUUCAUCAAAAAGUGUCAGGACGUCGUCAUGGCAGAGCUGGUGAAUGCCGGGGAAGACGUUCUGGUCUUCUACAACGAUCGAGCCUCUUUCCAGACUCUGGUCCAGAUGAUGCGGUCGGAGCGGGAUCGGAUGGACGAGAACAGCCCGCUGAGGUACCACAUCCACCUGGUGGAGCUGUUGGCCGUCUGCACCGAGGGCAAGAAUGUCUACACAGAGAUCAAGUGCAACUCCCUGUUACCGCUGGACGACAUAGUGCGGGUCGUAACCCACGAAGACUGCAUCCCUGAGAUCAAGAUUGCAUACAUCAACUUUCUGAACCACUGCUAUGUGGACACUGAGGUGGAAAUGAAGGAGAUCUACACCUCCAACCACAUGUGGAAACUCUUUGAUAACUUUCUGGUUGACAUUUGCAGAGUGUGCAACAACACAAGCGACCGUAAGCACGCCGAUGCCGUCCUGGAGCGCUACGUGACGGAGACGGUUAUGAGCAUCGUAACCACUUUCUUCAGCUCUCCUUUCUCCGACCAGAGCACCACCCUGCAGGAUAAACGGCUGAGGAAAAAUUUGCAGACCAGGCAACCCGUCUUUGUGCAGCUGCUGCAGGCAGUUUUCAGGGUCUAUCAUUGCUACUGGUUGGGUUCAGGCCAGAAGGGCUCUGUUGAAACCUGUAUUAAAGUGCUCUCUGAUGUUGCCAAAAGCAGAGCGAUAGCCAUCCCAGUGGACCUGGACAACCAGGUGAACAACCUGUUUGUGAGAUCCAACAACAUCGUGCAGCGGACCGCCAUCAGCUGGAGGCUCUCUGUUCGCAACUCUCAGCUCUCAACUCGCAGAGAAUCGGUGGUGACCGUGUCAAGGGACUACAGGAAUAUUAUCGAGAGGCUGCAGGACAUUGUGUCAGCUCUUGAGGACCGUCUGCGUCCACUGGUCCAAGCUGAGCUGUCCGUCCUGGUGGAUGUGCUGCAUCGGCCUGAGCUGCUCUUCCCUGAGAACACCGACUCACGCAAGAAGUGUGAGAGCGGAGGGUUUAUAUGCAAGCUGAUCAAACACACUAAACAACUGCUCGAGGAAAAUGAAGAGAAACUGUGUAUCAAAGUUCUGCAAACGCUUCGAGAGAUGAUGACGAAGGACCGCGGUUAUGGAGAGAAGCUCAGGGCCUUUGAUGAUGAGAUGGAAAUGCCUAAGAAGCUGGAUCAGAACGUGCCUGCGAAACUGUUGGCAGACCAGAGAAGGGGUGAGGCGCUCAGACAGAUUCUGGUGAGCCGUUACUAUGGAAACUUCCAUCGGAGCGGUGGGCGGAGGGACAGCCUGACGUCAUUUGGCAAUGGCCCCCUCAGUCCGGUAGGGCCGGGCAGGAGCCAAUCAGCUUUAGGGGGGCCAGGCGGCCUCAGUCGGGGGGAGAUGACCCUGGCUGAGGUGCAGUGUCAUCUGGACAAAGAAGGAGCUUCGGAUCUCGUUAUUGAUCUAAUCAUGAACACUACCAGUGACAGAGUCUUCCAAGAAAGCAUCCUAUUGGCCAUUGCAUUGCUGGAAGGAGGAAACACAACCAUCCAGCGUUCAUUCUUUUGCCGUCUGACCGAUGACAAGAAAUCAGAGAAGUUCUUCCGGGUUUUCUACGACCGUAUGAAGUCGGCCCAGCAGGAAAUCAAAGCGACGGUGACAGUAAACACGAGCGAUUUAGGAAACAGGAGAAGAGACGAUGACAGCCAGGACAAAGACGUCCCCGCUCGCAAAAAAGCUCGAGAUGCAGCCGUGGCAAUGACAGAAGAUGUGAAAGAGCAGUUAAUAGAGGCCUCAUCUGCCACCAAGAAGGCUUUCAACUCUUACCGACGUGAAGCUGACCCAGAGGACCACUGUACCUCGGCAGAUGGCCUGCCCAGCGCCGGGGCCAACAACCACGAGGAAAAGAUGAGUUUUGUGAUCGUUAUCAUGCAGCCCAUUCUUCGCUUCCUGCAGCUACUUUGUGAGAACCACAACCGUGACCUGCAGAACUUCCUUCGCUGCCAGAAUAAAAAGAACAACUACAACCUGGUGUGCGAGACCUUGCAGUUCUUGGACUGCAUCUGUGGAAGCACCACGGGAGGCCUCGGCCUGCUGGGGCUGUACAUCAACAAGGACAACGUUGCCCUCAUCAACCAAACGCUGGAGAGCCUAACGGAGUACUGCCAAGGUCCCUGUCAUGAAAACCAGAAUUGUAUAGCAACUCAUGAGUCCAACGGCAUCGACAUCAUCAUUGCCCUGAUUCUGAAUGACAUCAACCCUCUUGGAAAGAAACGGAUGGAUCUAGUGUUGGAGCUUAAGAAUAACGCCUCCAAGUUGCUGCUCGCCAUUAUGGAGAGCCGCCAUGACAGUGAGAACGCAGAGAGGAUCCUGUACAACAUGAAGCCUAAAGAGCUGGUGGAGGUGAUCAAGAAGGCCUAUCUUCAGGGUGAGGUAGAGUUUGUGGACAUAAAGGAGGAAGAGGACCCACGAGAUGAAGAGGAACAUGAUGCUGCUUCACCCCGUAAUGUUGGACACAACAUCUAUAUUCUGGCUCACCAGUUGGCGCGUCAUAACAAAGAGCUGUCCAUGAUGUUGAAGCCCGGAGGUCCCAGCGGAGAUGGAGACGAGGCCUUGGAGUUUUACGCCAAGCACACCGCUCAGAUAGAGAUUGUGCGUCAGGAUCGCACCAUGGAGGAGAUAGUGUUCCCCGUGCCCAACAUCUGUGAGUUCCUGACGUCGGAGUCAAAGUUGCGGGUCUACUACACCACUGAGAGAGACGAGCAGGGCAGCAAGAUUAACGACUUCUUCUUGCGAGCAGAAGACCUCUUUAAUGAGAUGAACUGGCAGAAGAAGCUCAGAGCUGAGCCGGUGCUGUACUGGUGCUCCAGAAACAUGUCGGUGUGGAGCAGCAUCUCCUUUAAACUGGCCUUGCUCAUGAAUCUGAUGGUCUGCCUAUUUUACCCCCUGGAGGGGGUACAUGGAGAAAUGCUGGAGCCCCGUCUGUCUGCUCUGCUGUGGAUGGGACUCUUUGCAGCGCUGGUCCUCGUUGUGCUCAUGCCGCAGCCGCUGGGCAUCCUAGCCCUGGUCGCCAUCACGAUUCUCCGUCUCAUCUUCUCUGUGGGCCUGGAGCCUACACUCUUCCUUCUGGGUGCCUUUAAUGUUUGUAAUAAAAUCAUCUUCCUGAUAAGUUUUGUUGGAAACCGAGGGACUUUCACACGAGGAUAUAAAGCCAUGGUGAUUGACUUCGAGUUCCUCUAUCAUCUCAUCUACCUCAUCAUCUGCUGCCUGGGGGUGUUUGGCCAUGUCUUCUUCUACAGCCUGUUGCUGUUUGACCUGGUGUAUAGGGAAGAGACCCUGCUGAACGUGAUCAAGAGCGUGACACGUAACGGACGCUCCAUCGUGUUGACAGCUGUGCUUGCCCUCAUCCUGGUCUACCUGUUCUCCAUCGUCGGCUACAUCUUCUUCAAAGACGACUUCAUCUUAGAGGUGGACCAUAUCGCCAACACAACCCAAAAGAGUGGAGGCAGUCUUGCUGGAGAGUUUCUGAGCACAGGAAUGUGUCAAGGAGGUAUUGAUGAGAACUGCAGCACCAAUACUCAGCAGGAAGAGGUUGUGAUCGACGACGACGAGGAUGAAAACAACAUGGAGCGGACGUGCGACUCUCUGCUCAUGUGUAUUGUUACGGUGCUGAGUCACGGCCUGAGGAGCGGAGGGGGUGUGGGGGAUGUUCUCCGUAAGCCUUCUAAGGAGGAGCCACUGUUUGCAGCCAGAGUGGUUUACGACCUGCUCUUCUUCUUCAUGGUCAUCAUCAUCGUCCUCAACCUCAUCUUCGGUGUCAUCAUCGAUACCUUUGCUGACCUGAGAAGCGAAAAACAGAAGAAAGAGGAAAUCCUGAAGACUACCUGCUUCAUCUGUGGUCUGGAGCGUGACAAGUUCGACAAUAAGACGGUGACUUUCGAAGAGCACAUCAAAGAGGAGCACAAUAUGUGGCACUACCUCUACUUCAUAGUGCUGGUAAAAGUGAAAGAUUCGACAGAAUACACAGGACCUGAGAGCUACGUGGCAGAGAUGAUCAAGGAGCACAACCUGGACUGGUUUCCUCGGAUGCGCGCCAUGUCCCUGGUGAGCAGCGACUCGGAGGGGGAGCAGAAUGAAAUCAGGAGCCUGCAGGAGAAGCUGGAGUCAACCAUGAGGCUGGUGAUCAACCUGUCUGGACAGCUGACGGAGCUAAAGGAGCAGAUGACUGAGCAGAGGAAGCACAAACAACGAAUCGGUCUUCUGGGUCAUCCCCCACAUCUGAACAUUAAUCCCCAGCAGCCUGCCUGAUUUCCCUGGAGGAGAGUCUACCUUUCACCGGUGCCUCAGCAGCACCCACCCGACACCAGCACCACAAUGUGCCCAAAUGUCUUCAGGUGGUGAUCUGACCACCUGGUAUGGUUCACCCGACCCUCCUGAGAUAUUGUUUCUUCAGUGGACAUGUUUGUAUCUGUGUGUCUACGUGAAGUGAACGCUGUAACCCUUCGCAGCACGCGGGUUAAGUUUGCACAAAGUGCCUGGAGACCUCAGAAGUCAGUCCUGUAAGUCAAGGAUAUGAACGCGAGUUUUAGGACCCGGCCUGUUUUCUGCCUAUCGUCCCUCCUGAAAGCCAGAGUCCAGCCUCUGUAGCAGGAGGAGGUUUCCCCGUCAAGUGUCCUUUUGUCAAGGGUCGUAUCCUCAGUGUUGCGGCAGUAAACUCAGGCCAAAUGUAGAUUUGAAGGUUUGUUUCAGCGUGUUAUUUAAUAAUUGGUGUCAUCUGACGGCAAUAGGGAUAUAUGAUAUGCAAUGUGUGAACAGGAGCGAGUUAUUUUGGAGUUACUUUUUUUUAUUUGAACGAGUUUAUUUUUAAAACAUUGAGACAAGACAAUCUUGAAGAGUUCCAAUAGCUUCCUUAUACUGUGUCUUUUUUUUUGUUUGUUUUAUAAAAACCUUUGUGUCUUUUUUUAUUCUCUUUUUUUUACUUUUAGGGAAAGUAUUUAUCACUUUCAAAACUUACUAUCUCUAACAGAGAUUCUGCUUGUUCUAGGACAGUUCAGAUGAAAAUGAAAAGAUUUCAAACUAAGAAGCUUUUUGUGAAGAUGGAUGACUUUGACUCCUCAAAACCCGUCCACAGCCCUUACCUUAAACGAUGUCUGGUGUGAACUCACUGGAGGGAAUUUCUCCAUGUUGUGAUUAUUAAUGGAUGGGCUCGACAGAAGCCGGUAAAACACAAACGUUAGUGAGCCUACACUGAAUUAUGUAUCUUUUUAACUAUUUAGUCCGAAGCACUGAUAUUUUCUGUAGCACACAACUACUUUGUAAAACGUCAUCAUGAGAAUGACCUUCUUGAGUGUGUGAGUGUAUAUGAGGUCACUUGCCGUGCUGCUUGACCAAACUAGGCUUUUCUACUAAUUGACGGUUUGUGUCUGAAUUGUACAUUCCAUUCUUGGAGUUUAUUUAAAUAAAGAACGUGUAAAAUA